Messenger RNA from Helicoverpa zea (corn earworm), 1420 nucleotides. RefSeq names its product putative nuclease HARBI1. The coding region runs from base 126 to 1364 and encodes 412 amino acids. The record is from RefSeq and is a predicted model, not a curated record. The transcript has 2 exons. Lineage: Eukaryota; Metazoa; Arthropoda; Insecta; Lepidoptera; Noctuidae.
AAGCGGGGAAUUCACUAGACGGGCAUGUCCGCGGGCAGUCUGUCCGGGCAUGCCUUUCGACGCAAUACACUUCACAGACUCUUCAGUUUGUUUUAGAACGGCUUCGCUAUUAGUUGUGUUGCAAGAUGGCAAUGCAAAGGCGGAAAAUUGCAAUAGUUACCGGUGCUGCGUUAAUAUUCUUGGAUGAAAAGAAAAGGAAGAGAAUUUGGUGCAAAAAAUGGUAUAAAUAUAGAAAUAAGUACAGCCAUAUCAAUUUGCUCAAUGAAAUUGAAAUUGAAGAACCAGCAGAUCUAUACAACUACUUACGGAUGGAUAUAGCGUCAUUUGAAUUUUUACUACAACUUAUCGAACCCAAAAUUACAAAACAAAAUACGAGGAUGAGACAGUCAGUGACUGCAAGAGAAAGAUUAAUUGCUACGCUGAGAUAUUUAGCUACAGGCAGAACUUAUGCAGAUAUGAAAUUCACGUGUGCUAUAUCGCCACAACUACUAGGUAAAAUUAUACCGGAAACCUGUAAGGAAUUAUUUAUGGCAUUAAAAGAUGACUUCAUUAAGUUUCCGUCAACUACUGAGGAUUGGUUGGAAGUUGCGCGUGGUUUCGCAAAUACAUGGAAUUUCGAACAUUGCUUAGGAGCGAUGGAUGGCAAACACAUCGCUAUUAAACAACCUCCACAUAGUGGUUCUUACUACUUCAAUUACAAAUCUUAUUACAGCAUUGUAUUAUUUGCAGUUGUUAAUGCUAAUUAUGAAUAUUUAUAUAUUCACACUGGCACAAACGGUAGAGUAUCUGAUGGAGGCGUAAUACAGGAAACAGAUUUUUAUGACAAAUUAGAAAACGGACUGUUAAAUUUACCACCCCCGAGUAUCCUUAGAAACUCUCAAAUUGUUGCCCCAUAUGUUUUUAUAGGAGAUGAUGCGUUUCAAUUGUCUGAUCACGUAAUGAAACCAUACCGCAAAGAUAUUAAUACUCCGAGAAAUGAAAGAAUUUUUAACUAUCGUUUGUGCAGGGCACGGCGAACUGUUGAAAACGCCUUUGGCAUAACCGCUUGUAGGUUUCGAGUUUUACUAUCCACUAUAAGUCUAGAAAACGUGAAUAAUAUUGAUUAUGUUGUAAUGGCUUGUUGUGCUUUGCACAAUUUUUUGAGGCGCAAUUCUUCUAACUAUAUGACAAUUCAAUGCAUGGAUCACGAAAAUCAUAAUCACACAGUUACUCCUGGAGAAUGGCGACAAGAGCAAUCACAUCAGCUACAUGGCUUGUUGAACAGAGGACGCAAUUGUGAAGAGAGAGCUAAAGUUAUAAGAAAACUGUUUACAGAGUAUUAUAAUAACGAAGGUCAAGUGGCGUUUCAAAGUCAAUUUAUAUAAUACAUACAAUUAUACAUUAUGUUCAAAUAAAUAUAAUAUAAAUUCAACUGUGAUAA